CCCACCUCGUCCCUCUUUUCUGCUCCAUCGACACGACCAGCCGCCGGUCAACCUCCCAAUGCCAAAGAAACGAUUCACACCCCAAUACUCGAAACCUCAAAGCACUGUCCAUCCAUCUCUGCAAUCACCAGCAACAGCGUCGAGCACCAGCUCGACAAACAACAACGAUGCCGCCCCCACGGUAAAUGACCUCAUCUCCACCCUCCGAAAAUCACAAGUCAAUCCUUCAUCCGCCGCAGUGCCAUCGAUAGCAACAGGCAAGACUCUCCCCCCACAAAUCCGCCACCUCCUCUCGCAGCCCGAGACACCAGCCCCAAAACCGCGUGCACGAGACCGCAGACGAUUUGACGCGAAUGGAAAUCGGAUACCAGCGGGUCCGUCGCCGCCGAGGUCGUGGCUGCAAUCCCGGAAUGCUUCGGCGAGUAGCUUAACGGCGAGGGAAGGAGAGGGAAGGGUAUUUCCUGCCCGCAUAGAUGAUUUACCUGGGUUAGGAGAGGCCAAAGGUGGGAAAGGAAACAAAUUGCAGGAUAUGUGUCUCCGGGCUAUGGCACGAGAUUGGGAAUUUACACAGGAGUAUGAGAUAAACAACCUUGCGGAUCUGCCGGUGGCGAUUAGGAUGUUGCUGUUGAGCUACAUCGCUGCCUACGGUCCCGACGAGGGGGUGGGCUUUGAGGGGUUGAAGAGCCUCCUUUUACACCCAGCUUCAGAAUAUGAGGGUGACAAUUGGGAGGAGGUAGGGGAAGAGGGGCAGUCGCUGAAUGAGGGGUUCUUCCGUCUCGAUCUUUCUGGCGCGAUUGGGCGAUCAGUGAGCUUUAAACAGCUUAUUGAACUCAUUCAGAAGCCCCCUCCAGCACCAGAAGAUCGCUCAGAGUUCGACCUGUCGUGGGAGGAUUCUUUGACAAGGGGUUUGAGCCCACCAAUACCGCACCUAACGCACCUCUCUCUCUCGCACCCACCACACUCAAUCUCAUGGCCCCGCUUCCUCGCCUGCAGUCGGCAUAUCCCGACACUCACGCACCUUUCUCUCGCGUUCUGGCCCGUCCCCUCUUUAACGCCCAAUUCAAAAACCGCUGUUGUUACCAGCCGCUUCGGUAAAGAUAUCCAAUAUGGCGGAACAGGAUUUUACAGCCAUAACUUGGACAAUGAUUUCCGUGAGGCAAGUGAUGUCCUCAGAAGACUUGCUGGGAGACUAUAUGGAUUGGAAUAUCUAGAUCUGACGGGGUGUGCGGAGUGGCUCAGAGCACUGAGGUGGACUGGUGACGUGGGGGAAGGGGGAGGGCUUGAUUGGGGCGGGCAGUGGGUUAAGCUACACAUUUUGAAAUUGUUUUCUGGUGUGGAGUUAAGUGAGGAGAGUGAGUACGGUGAAGUGGUGGCUUUUGUGCAGGGGUAUAAGGAAGCGCUGGCGACGGAGCAAUGUUUAGGUUGGUGGAUCAGGAGGCCAAAAGGGGAAAGAAAGAGAAGCACAUGGGUUGAGGUUCUUAAAGAUGAUUUGGCACGGUAUGGUGAGUUAUGGCAAGGUGAGGGAGUGCAGGAGAGAAAGAGAAAGACGUUGGAUACGUUGAAGGAGAAGGGAGGUGAGAAUGAGGGAUGGAGAAGCCCGAUUGUUUUUGAAGAUGAGGUUGCUGAUGACGUGGUGGAGCGGAGGAGUGUCUGGGAGCAAUGACGGAGCUUAUGAAGUAAAGAAUCAUGAAUCACAACGUCUUCACUGCAUAGAUUUCAUCUACUUUCGAAGUAAACCAUCUUCCAGG
Messenger RNA from Hyaloscypha bicolor E, 1748 nucleotides. RefSeq lists its product as uncharacterized. The record is from RefSeq and is a predicted model, not a curated record. Bases 59 to 1663 code for a protein of 534 amino acids. The transcript is spliced from 2 exons. NCBI's taxonomy places the organism in Eukaryota, Fungi, Ascomycota, Leotiomycetes, Helotiales, Hyaloscyphaceae.